Molecule: messenger RNA, 938 nt
Organism: Jaculus jaculus (lesser Egyptian jerboa)
Lineage: Eukaryota; Metazoa; Chordata; Mammalia; Rodentia; Dipodidae
Gene: Xpa
Product: XPA, DNA damage recognition and repair factor
Exons: 6
Coding region: 1-822 (273 amino acids)
Biological process (GO): base-excision repair; UV-damage excision repair; nucleotide-excision repair involved in interstrand cross-link repair
Cellular component (GO): nucleotide-excision repair factor 1 complex
Molecular function (GO): damaged DNA binding
Source: RefSeq, a predicted model, not a curated record
AUGGCGGGGGCCGAGCGGACGUCCCCGGAGCUGGCGGCUUCGGAAGAGCGGGCGGAGCUGCCGCCCGCCGUGCGCGCGAACAUCGAGCGGAAGCGGCAGCGGGCGCUGAUGCUGCGCCAGGCCCGGCUGGCGGCCCGGCCCUACCCGGCGACAGCGGCUGCGGCCACUGGAGGCAUGGCUAAUGUCAAAGCAGCUCCAAAAAUAAUUGACACAGGAGGAGGCUUCAUUUUAGAAGAGGAGGAAGAGGAAAAAUGUAAACUUGCCAAUGUUAUUCAUCAACCAGGACCUGUUAUGGAGUUUGAUUAUGCAGUAUGUGAAGAGUGUGGGAAAGAAUUUAUGGAUUCAUAUCUUAUGAACCACUUUGAUUUGGCAACUUGUGAUAACUGCAGAGAUGCUGAUGACAAACACCAGCUUAUAACCAAAACAGAAGCAAAGCAAGAAUACCUUCUGAAAGACUGUGACCUAGAGAAGAGAGAGCCAGCUCUGAGGUUCAUUGUGAAGAAGAACCCUCAUCAUGCACAGUGGGGCGACAUGAAACUCUACUUAAAACUGCAGAUUGUGAAGAGGUCUCUUGAAGUUUGGGGUAGUCAGGAAGCACUGGAAGAAGCAAAGGAAGUGAGGCAGGAAAACCGAGAAAAAAUGAAGCAGAAAAAGUUUGACAAAAAAGUAAAAGAACUACGGAGAGCAGUAAGAAGCAGUGUGUGGAAAAGAGAAACAACUGCACACCAACAUGAGUAUGGACCAGAAGAAAACUUAGAUGAUGACAUGUACCGUAAGACUUGUAUUUUGUGUGGCCAUGAACUGACAUAUGAAAAAAUGUGAUUUUUAAAAAUUUAAAAACGUAUUUUAUAUAUAUUUAAAUUGUUCCCAUUCAAAAUUUACUACAAUGUAGUCUUCAUAGAUACAAUACUUGAAUAAAAUAUUGCUUUAGAACUUGG